Messenger RNA from Cricetulus griseus (Chinese hamster), 2426 nucleotides. Lineage: Eukaryota; Metazoa; Chordata; Mammalia; Rodentia; Cricetidae. The record is from RefSeq and is a predicted model, not a curated record.
CGGGUUGCGAGGCUUCAGCUGCCUCAACAGGUCCUCCCGGCCGUGCUGCGGGAUUAGCCGCGCUGUGCCCGUGUAGAACUGGGGAGAGACGCUGAUGGGGACGCUGCCUGUGGGGCUGUGGCCCGAACUUUCACUCACGCCUUUUUCCUGGGCCGAGCCGAGCGUGCUUUGCGCUAAAGAAGUAAACAGGUCAUGGCACGUUUAACAAAAAGACGACAGGCGGAUACAAAAGCUAUCCAGCAUCUUUGGGCAGCCAUUGAAAUUAUAAGGAAUCAGAAGCAAAUUGCCAACAUUGACCGUAUUACAAAGUAUAUGUCCCGAGUCCACGGUAUGCAUCCCAAAGAGACCACCCGUCAGCUGAGCUUAGCUGUGAAAGAUGGUCUUAUUGUCGAAACUCUAACAGUGGGCUGCAAAGGCUCAAAAGCUGGUAUUGAGCAAGAAGGAUAUUGGUUACCAGGAGAUGAGAUUGCCUACAGUACGCAGCCUUUCUCCAGGACAGCAGCCCCAGACAAGGACUGGGAAACAGAAACUCAUGACUGGUAUUGUUUUGAAUGCCAUUUGCCUGGAGAGGUGUUGAUAUGUGACCUGUGUUUUCGUGUGUAUCAUUCCAAGUGUUUGUCUGAUGAGUUCAGGCUUAGAGACAGCAGUAGUCACUGGCAGUGCCCAGUUUGCAGGAGCAUUAAGAAGAAACAUUCAAACAAGCAGGAGAUGGGCACCUACCUGAGGUUCAUUGUCUCCCGCAUGAAGGAGCGGGCUAUAGACCUUAAUAAAAAGGGAAAGGACAGUAAGCAUCCGAUGUACCGGAGGCUGGUCCAUUCAGCUGUUGACGUCCCUACCAUACAAGAGAAAGUAAAUGAGGGGAAAUACCGGAGUUACGAGGAAUUCAAAGCUGAUGCACAGCUGCUUCUCCACAACACAGUGAUUUUCUAUGGAGCAGACAGUGAGCAAGCAGACAUUGCGAGGAUGUUAUAUAAAGACACGUGUCAUGAGCUGGAUGAGCUGCAGCUUUGCAAGAACUGCUUCUAUCUAUCAAAUGCACGGCCCGACAACUGGUUCUGCUAUCCUUGCAUACCUAAUCAUGAGCUGGUUUGGGCUAAAAUGAAAGGUUUUGGGUUUUGGCCAGCCAAAGUUAUGCAGAAAGAAGACAAUCAAGUUGAUGUUCGCUUCUUUGGCCACCACCACCAGAGGGCCUGGAUUCCUUCUGAAAACAUUCAGGAUAUCACGGUCAAUGUUCACCGACUGCACGUGAAGCGCAGUAUGGGCUGGAAAAAGGCCUGUGAUGAGUUGGAACUGCACCAGCGCUUCCUCCGUGAAGGCCGGUUCUGGAAGUCUAAGAAUGAGGACCGAGGUGAGGAAGAGGCAGAAUCCAGUAUCUCCUCCACCAGUAAUGAACAGCUGAAGGUCACUCAAGAGCCAAGAGCAAAGAAAGGACGACGUAAUCAGAGUGUGGAGCCCAAAAAGGAAGUAAGUUGCCCACCUCACAGUGUCCAGGUGGCAAUGGAAAGAGGAAAGAGUCUCAAAGUACGGUCAAGACAGUCAAGUAAUGUCCGUCAAGUUAAGGCCCAAUCUCCCGACUCGUGUCGUUGUGGACUGCUGCUCGACCAGCACACGAGUGCACAGUCUCCGUCCCCAGAACCAGAGCCAGAAACGGAAGCAGUAAGUUCCAGCCAGGAAAUCCCCACAAUGCCUCAGCCAAUUGAGAAGGUGUCAGUGUCAACCCAGACCAAGAAGUUAAGUGCCUCUUCCCCAAGAAUGCUGCAUCGAAGUACCCAGACGACUACUGAUGGCGUCUGUCAGAGCAUGUGCCACGACAAAUACACCAAAAUUUUUAAUGACUUUAAAGACAGAAUGAAGUCGGACCACAAGCGUGAAACAGAAAGAGUAGUCCGGGAGGCGCUGGAAAAGCUGCGUUCUGAAAUGGAAGAAGAAAAAAGACAAGCUGUAAAUAAAGCUGUAGCCAACGUGCAGGGUGAGAUGGACAGAAAGUGUAAGCAGGUGAAGGAAAAGUGUAAGGAAGAGUUUGUAGAGGAGAUCAAGAAGCUAGCAACGCAGCACAAGCAGCUCAUUUCUCAGACCAAGAAGAAGCAGUGGUGCUACAACUGUGAGGAGGAGGCCAUGUACCACUGCUGCUGGAACACAUCCUACUGCUCCAUCAAGUGCCAGCAAGAGCACUGGCAUGCAGAGCACAAGCGCACCUGCCGCCGGAAGAGAUGAGCCUGCCCGCCACCCUCACACGCAGCGGUUUUUGUUUCCAAGAAGCCAAAAUUGUUUAGAAUUUGCUUCCCAUUUUGCACCAGCCUUUAAACACUUUUCGUGGUGAAAUUUUGCACAGUAGUUUAAAUCUUUUGUUAAUGCUCCUCCGGCAUUUUUCGGGGGCUGAAGUAACAUCAAUGGAGGGUAUUACUUAAAUAAAUUCUAAUUGAGAA